GCUGCGUGAAGCAAAAGCCGUACCCAACCAGAGACGUCCAAGCAACCGCUUCCCUCUCUCCUCUUGCUCUGCUCGUCGUCCCUCCAGUCCACCUACUUCGCACCGACCGAUCCGAUGGACCGCGCCGAUCCCGCGCGGGGCCGCCUCGCCGUGCUCUCCUCCCACCUCCUCGCCGCCGGCGCGGAACCCGCGGCCGCGCUGGAGAGGUCGCCGGCGUCGGCCGCGGCCCCGGGGACCCGCGCCGGCGUGCUCGCCGUGGUGGACUCGAGGACCGGGAAGCGGUACGAGGUCAAGGUCUCGGAGGACGGCACCGUCCGCGCCACUGACUUCAAGAAGAUUACCGCUGGAAAAGAUGACAAGGGUCUUAAGACUUAUGAUCCUGGUUAUCUCAACACUGCCCCUGUGCGUUCUUCCAUCUGCUACAUUGAUGGGGAUGAGGGAAUUCUUCGCUACAGGGGUUAUCCAAUUGAGGAGGUUGCUGAAAGCAGUUCGUUUGUUGAGGUCGCCUACCUCUUAAUGUAUGGGAAUUUGCCUUCUCAGAGUCAACUGGCAGCCUGGGAGUUUGCAAUUUCACAGCACUCUGCUGUUCCUCAAGGACUCUUGGAUAUCAUACAAUCAAUGCCUCAUGAUGCCCACCCCAUGGGUGUCCUUGCCAGUGCAAUGAGCACACUUUCUGUCUUCCACCCAGAUGCAAACCCUGCCCUUAGAGGGCAAGAUCUGUACAACUCAAAGCAGGUUAGGGAUAAGCAAAUUGUGCGAGUUCUUGGGAAGGCACCAGCAAUAGCAGCUGCAGCCUACCUGAGACUAGCAGGAAGGCCUGCCGUCCUUCCUUCAAAUAAUCUUUCUUAUUCAGAGAAUUUCUUGUAUAUGCUAGACUCUUUGGGUGACAAAGAAUAUAAGCCAAAUCCCCGACUUGCACGGGUUCUAGAUAUCCUUUUUAUUCUCCAUGCUGAACACGAAAUGAACUGCUCAACAGCUGCUGUUAGGCACCUUGCUUCAAGUGGUGUCGAUGUCUUCACUGCUCUUUCUGGUGGUGUUGGAGCUCUAUAUGGUCCACUGCAUGGUGGCGCAAAUGAGGCGGUACUUAAAAUGUUGAAUGAGAUUGGAGCUGUGGAGAAUAUUCCAGAUUUCAUUGAGGGAGUGAAGAACAGGAAACGGAAAAUGUCAGGUUUUGGGCACCGUGUGUAUAAGAAUUAUGAUCCUCGCGCUAAAGUCAUCCGGAAGUUAGCAGAAGAGGUUUUCUCGAUUGUCGGACGGGAUCCUCUUAUCGAGGUUGCUGUUGCUUUGGAGAAGGCAGCACUGUCAGAUGAGUAUUUUAUCAAGAGGAAGCUGUAUCCAAAUGUGGAUUUUUACUCUGGCCUGAUUUACAGAGCAAUGGGAUUCCCUACAGAAUUUUUCCCUGUAUUAUUUGCAAUUCCUCGCAUGGCUGGUUGGCUAGCACAUUGGAAGGAGUCACUUGAUGACCCAGACAAUAAAAUUAUGAGGCCUCAACAGGUAUAUACGGGCGUUUGGCUGAGGCAUUACACCCCUGUGAGGGAACGAGUGGCAUCUAACCAGGGCGAGGAACUUGGUCAGAUCGCUACAUCAAACGCGACGAGGCGUCGCCGUGCCGGUUCUUCCCUGUAGAACAACAGCACGCAUGGAUGCAUGGUGCAGCAUCCAGCCCACACAAUAAACCAAGCUGCUGUCCUUGCCACUCAUAACGCCGCAGCGGCUUGAGACUGGGGGCUGUUACCCUUCUGGUGUCACCAAGACACUUAGCGGUUGCCAUGUAAUAAAGUAGUAGUAGAAGGCACGCUGUGGACACUAUCUAUCCACGCACUUCCAGUUUCCAGCUUCAUCUCUGCAUGCAUGCAAUGUGAGCUCAUGAUUGGAAAAAAUAAAUCAUACUCCCUCCGUCCCAAAAUAAGUGUCUGAACUUUUGAUGGCA
Messenger RNA from Aegilops tauschii subsp. strangulata, 1930 nucleotides. RefSeq names its product citrate synthase 3, peroxisomal. Gene Ontology annotation, cellular component: mitochondrial matrix. Gene Ontology annotation, biological process: carbohydrate metabolic process; tricarboxylic acid cycle. The record is from RefSeq and is a predicted model, not a curated record. Lineage: Eukaryota; Viridiplantae; Streptophyta; Magnoliopsida; Poales; Poaceae.